Messenger RNA from Solanum verrucosum, 2264 nucleotides. RefSeq names its product 2-isopropylmalate synthase B. The coding region runs from base 96 to 1934 and encodes 612 amino acids. The transcript is spliced from 12 exons. The record is from RefSeq and is a predicted model, not a curated record. Gene Ontology annotation, biological process: L-leucine biosynthetic process. Gene Ontology annotation, cellular component: chloroplast. NCBI's taxonomy places the organism in Eukaryota, Viridiplantae, Streptophyta, Magnoliopsida, Solanales, Solanaceae. Gene Ontology annotation, molecular function: 2-isopropylmalate synthase activity.
AUUUAUCUUUACUUGAAUUUUCAGUCUCUCUUCCAGCCGCCAUUAAAACCAGCACUUGCAAACUCCAAUUUCUCUUCUUCUUCUCUUCUCCGGCAAUGGCGUCUAUCACCGCAAAUCAUCCAAUUUCCGGUAACCCAUUAAUCUCAUUCCGUCCCAAAAACCCUUUUCUUCAAACCCAAACUCUCUUCAAUUUCAAACCAUCAAACCCCAAACACUCCAAUUCCUCAUUUUCCAUUCCCAUUGUCUGCUGCUCAAUACGCCGUCGACCGGAAUAUACUCCGAAUCACAUUCCCGAUGCAAACUACGUCCGCAUAUUCGACACCACUCUCCGUGAUGGCGAGCAAUCACCAGGGGCUACAAUGACUACAAAGGAGAAACUCGAUGUUGCACGUCAGUUAGCUAAGCUUGGUGUCGAUAUAAUUGAGGCUGGUUUUCCUGCUUCUUCUGAAGCUGAUCUUGAGGCUGUAAAAUUGAUAGCUAAGGAAGUUGGGAAUGGUGUUUAUGAAGAGGGACAUGUUCCGGUUAUUUGUGGAUUGGCGAGGUGUAAUAAGAAGGAUAUUGAUAAGGCGUGGGAGGCUGUGAAGUAUGCUAAGAAACCGAGGAUUCAUACGUUUAUUGCUACAAGUGAGAUACAUAUGAAUUAUAAGCUGAAAAUGAGUAGAGAUCAAGUUGUUGAGAAAGCUAGGAGUAUGGUGGCUUAUGCAAGGAGUAUUGGGUGUGAGGAUGUUGAAUUUAGCCCUGAAGAUGCUGGAAGAUCUGAUCCAGAGUUUCUUUAUCAUAUCCUUGGAGAGGUUAUCAAAGCUGGGGCAACAACCCUUAACAUCCCUGAUACUGUUGGAUACACCGUACCUGAAGAAUUUGGACAAUUGAUUGCUAAAAUAAAAGCCAAUACCCCAGGAGUUGAAGAUGUGAUCAUUUCAACACACUGCCAGAACGAUCUUGGGCUUUCUACUGCCAACACCUUAGCUGGAGCAUGUGCAGGUGCAAGACAAUUGGAAGUGACCAUCAAUGGAAUUGGUGAAAGAGCUGGAAAUGCUUCUUUAGAGGAGGUUGUAAUGGCCUUAAAGUGUCGUGGAGAGCAAGUACUAGGUGGCCUAUAUACAGGGAUUAAUACACAACAUAUACUCAUGUCAAGCAAGAUGGUAGAGGAGUACUCGGGACUUCAUGUGCAGCCACACAAGGCCAUUGUUGGAGCUAAUGCCUUUGCUCAUGAAAGUGGCAUCCAUCAGGAUGGAAUGUUAAAACACAAAGAUACAUAUGAGAUUAUAUCUCCUGAAGAUAUUGGGCUUAAUCGUGCUAAUGAAUCUGGUAUUGUCCUCGGGAAACUCAGUGGGCGUCAUGCUUUGCAAGCUAAAAUACUUGAGCUUGGAUACGAAAUUGAGGGAAAAGAACUUGAUGACCUCUUCUGGCGAUUCAAAUCUGUGGCUGAGAAGAAAAAGAAAAUUACAGAUGAUGACCUGAUAGCACUGAUGUCAGAUGAAGUUUUCCAGCCUCAAUUUGUUUGGCAACUUCAAAAUGUACAGGUUACUUGUGGAAGUCUUGGCCUUUCUACAGCAACCGUUAAGCUCAUUGAUGCUGAUGGUCAAGAGCAUAUUUCUUGUUCUGUUGGAACGGGGCCAGUUGACGCGGCUUAUAAGGCAGUUGAUCUCAUUGUCAAGGUACCUGUAACACUCCUUGAGUAUUCCAUGAAUGCAGUCACACAAGGUAUAGAUGCUAUAGCUUCAACCAGAGUCUUAAUUCGUGGGGAAAAUGGCCAUACAUCAACCCAUGCCUUAACUGGAGAGACUGUUCACCGUACAUUUAGUGGAACCGGAGCAGAUAUGGAUAUUGUUAUCUCCAGUGUCCGAGCCUAUGUUGGUGCAUUGAAUAAGAUGAUGAGUUUCAGAAAACUGUUGGCGAAAAACAACAAACCCGAAGGCAGUGCAGUCAUAUAGGUGCUUCUCUGCAAAUCAAGGUUAUGGAACUUAUGCAACUGCACUUGAGCUUUAUCAUUUGUACAGAAUGGAGGAGGCUGUUCAAAGAAUUUGAACCUGUAGUUACUCGAAAACAAAGCUUAAAUGCCUGGUAGUGCUUGAAAAUCAUCUAAGUUUAUGGUGUAUCAGUUAAAACAUUAGACACAUUGUUCAUUUAAGAUGUUUUUUCAGGACUUCAUAACUUUGUUCAUGCUCCCAUUUUACUAAAGUCUGAAUCUCAUUCUGGGUUAAUCACACAAACCACGAAGAUUUUCGAAAUGAUUUCAGAAAUUAUGAUCAUCUCUUUAUCAA